Capsicum annuum is the source of this 1735-nucleotide messenger RNA. RefSeq names its product alpha/beta hydrolase domain-containing protein 17B. The coding region runs from base 176 to 1282 and encodes 368 amino acids. The record is from RefSeq and is a predicted model, not a curated record. NCBI's taxonomy places the organism in Eukaryota, Viridiplantae, Streptophyta, Magnoliopsida, Solanales, Solanaceae. The transcript has 6 exons.
AUAAUGUCAAAACCCUCAUUUUAUAUGAAGUACUAAAGACACUCGUUAUUAAAUAACAGAAAACUGAAAUUCAAACGUUCAAAAUAGUCUCUCUUAUUCCUUCUAUAAAAGAAAAAACCACUACGCAGCUCCUCUUUCCGAUUCACGCGCCGCCGUUCACCACCACCACCACAAUAUGGGCGGUGUGACGUCAUCCAUCGCUGCAAAAUUCGCAUUUUUCCCACCGAAUCCUCCGUCGUAUUCGGUUGUUUCCGACGAGUCGUGCAGCGGUAAGUUAUGCAUACCGGAGGUACCGAGGAGGGAAAAUGUUGAUGUUUUGAAGCUGCGUACUCAAAGGGGAAAUGAAAUUGUUGCAUUAUACGUGAAGCACCCGAAGGCGUCGGCUUCUAUGGUUUAUUCUCAUGGAAAUGCUGCUGAUUUGGGGCAAAUGUUUGAAUUUUUUGUUGAGUUGAGCCUCCGUCUUCGGGUUAAUCUUAUGGGGUAUGAUUACUCUGGAUAUGGACAAUCGGCUGGAAAGGGUCUAUUGGAAGCAGCCUCCCUAUCCCACAAAGGCCUGUGUACAUCCUAUCCUCCCUUGACUCCACUUGUGGGAUUACACUGGCCAUCUGAGUGUAAUACGUACGCGGACAUUGAUGCAGUAUAUAAAUGCGUAAAGGAGCAGUACGGGGUCAAAGAUGAACAGCUGAUACUGUAUGGUCAAUCUGUUGGCAGUGGUCCAACAGUUGAUCUUGCGUCACGCACACCCAAUUUAAGAGCUGUUGUUUUACAUGGUCCAAUAUUGUCUGGUCUAAGAGUGUUAUACCCUGUCAAACGCACACAUUGGUUUGACAUUUACAAGAAUGUCGAUAAAAUUAAUAUGGUGAAUUGUCCUGUUCUAGUCAUCCAUGGAACAGCAGAUGAAGUUGUUGAUUGCUCCCACGGAAAACAGCUCUAUGAGCUAUGCAAGGAGAAGUAUGAACCAUUGUGGGUAAAUGGAGGGGGGCAUUGCAAUCUUGAAUCUUACCCAGUGUACAUCAAACAUCUAAAGAAAUUUGUUCUUGGUCUUGGCAAAUCAAAGCCUGCUACAAAUGGUUCUCGUAAAACGCCUUUAGUCUCUGACACCCAGAAACCUGCUGAAAGUGGCGCCUCAAACACACUCAAUCUACCUUUUGACCUUCCAGAAAUUCCCAGAAAUAGUUUGGAUAGUCAACUUGAUAAGAUGAAGUCAAACAAACCUGAGAAGUCUCGGAUGAGCAAAGAUUGUGUUGAAAGGUUUAGGAGACGAAAGAUAUCUGUGUGGUAAUAGUUUUUGUAGAGGGAUAAUCCUGUUAAUAAUCUAUAAAAUAUUGGAUUGAGAUGAGCUUAAAUGCAGCAACAUGGAUAGUGAGGACUUGUAUAGCCGACUCAACUUGUUGGAAUUGAGGCGUUGUUCUUGUUGACAGCACAAUGCUAGAAGGAAUGCGAUGGUCUAUCGGGUGAGCUUCAACACCAAAUACUAUGUUGAGUGUGAUUGUAGGUGUAAAUAAUUGCAUCAUUUAGAGGUGUAGUUGGAUUUCUCCAUCCAUUUUUGCCCUGUAUAUAAUUUCAAUUGUUCAACCGUCAUUUUGAUGUAGAAAUCUUCUAAUUUUUGGCUGUGAUGGCUCUAACAAAAGUACAUUGGCAAGAGACACAAAAUAUUCAACUAUUGUGGUAUAAGCUCUUAAAUUCGUAUUUCUCUUUUAACUAUAGGCUAUAAUAACAAUAUCCAUGUCUAACA